Messenger RNA from Eucalyptus grandis, 499 nucleotides. Its product is annotated as forkhead box protein F2-like. The coding region runs from base 170 to 490 and encodes 106 amino acids. The record is from RefSeq and is a predicted model, not a curated record. The transcript has 2 exons. Lineage: Eukaryota; Viridiplantae; Streptophyta; Magnoliopsida; Myrtales; Myrtaceae.
CCGGAGCAGCCCUUCGCCGUCCGCUUCCUUCGCCGCUCGUUGCCCGCCGCCGUUGUCACCGCCGUUCGUGCGAGCAGCCGCGCGUCCGCUCACCGUCGCCCUCUCUCCUCCAUCUCGGGUUCUUGCUCGAAGACCCAUCAGAUCUGAGCUUGUCGAAGAAGCUACAGCCAUGGCCGUCGCUGGUUGCCCGUUCACCGGAGCUCGCCGUCGCUGCCCGUCCGCCCGCGCUUGGCCGACGCCCAGCCCUCUCCGUGGCCUCUGCUCGUGCGUCCCGGGGGCUGUUCGGCCAGCUCAGGCCGCGAUUCAGUCACCUCCGGCCACCGUGAGUCCCGCCGGAGCCGCCGCCUCGCCCGCCAAGCUGCAGUCGCAGCUUCUCCGCCGUUCCUCCGCCCAUUCCGGCGCUGGAUCCGCCUCCUCCAGCCCCAAAUCAGUGGCUGCAAAAAUGGGUCCCUGGUGGAUGGAGCGGCCAGAUAGCUUUGGUUGGUCUUGAGGAGUUGUA